CGACACUAAUUACGUAAUGGCAAUGGCAAUAACACGACGUCUCCUCGUGUACAUUCACGCGCGUUAAAAAUCAAAGUGUCGUGCAUCGUAGUCGUCGUCGUGGUUGUCGUCGUAAGAACACGGAGCACGUUUGAAAUCACAUUUCGCCGGUGUAGCAAAGGAAAAACAAAGGCUCGUCAGAGAGAAAACGAAAUAAAAACGAUACUGCCACUACUACUAACGAGAGAGAGCCUGAUGUGCAUUUCAUGGCUGGGAACGAGAUUUUCUCGGGACAUAAAUAAGCAUAAAGGGAAAAAAAAAAAAAAAAAAACGGAAAGAGGAGGAAGAGGGGGAGAAAAAAGUGCGGAAAAAAAAGGGAAAGGAUAAAAAGUAACAACGUCGUCCACUAGAUUGUACUUAUAAAUGUCUGAACGAAGGACAAUCUAACGUCGCGGCCGUAGGAUCGAGCGAGACGGAGAAAGGCGUUUAUUGUGCGCUGAACCAUGUCGCCUUAGCGCACCGAGCAAAGUGAAACCUCCGCAAAAAGCGUAAACAAAAAAUAAACGUGACGAGGGUCAGUAGAACCUCCGUGUACGUCAACACCGCGUGAAAAUACGACGUAAAACGAAGAAUGGAAUUUGUAACGCGAGGCGUGCUGCAACAAGCGCGUAAAGACGCUUCGGGAAUAUUUCGCGAGUAACGUACCGUUAAUGACGCCAUCUUUAAUGCGCGAACAUUUGACGCGUCCCCGGAUUGACACGCGCGUGUGCCCGCGCUUCGAUUAGAAUUUUCGCGACAACUGUCAAGUGAAAAAACGCGAGAAAGUCGAAGCCGCGAUUCGUUGCAGAGUCGUCGCGGUUUCCCGGUUGAAACGUGUCGUCAAACUUGGGCGAGCAACCGGCAAUUUUACGCCGCUCGAUUACGGAUUCGAAGUCACGCGGGUGCAUAACCUAAAAAAGAGGGCGGUCGCGCGCGCGGCGUAACAAAGAGAACAUUUAUGUUUUGGAGUACUUACUUAGGAUCGGCGACGGAUGAAGUUGAAUAAAAGAGAGAGAGUGAGUGAGUGAGUGAGUGAGUGAGUGAGUGAGUGAGUGACAAGGUGCAAUCGGAGUGGCGGAGAGAUGGCGAGAGAGGGAGAGGCGUCGGUGAUGGUUGUGUGCGCAGCGAGGAAGGAAAAAGGAGACGUGAGAGAGAAGAGGGAGAAGGAUGACGCGUGCGGUUCCUCGGUUGUUAGAUCGUCGUUACACAGGUUCUUAAAGGUCCCGUGGUCUGGCGUCUGGCUGUGUGCAGUAGUAGUAGUAGUAGUAGUAAUAGUGGUAGUAGUAGUAGUAGUAGUAGUAGCAGCAGCAGCAGCAGCUACAGUAGUAGUAGUGGUAGUGUAGUAGUGGAGUGUGUAGGGAGAGCGCGCGCGAGACGGGGUUCUCGGUGUCGCCGCUUCGGUCGGUGCGCGCGCAGAGCCUCGACCGGCGUCCGCCAGGAGUCGCUGGCGCUGUGGCCGGCCUCGGGCUGCGCGAGCGGGCCGUUCAGUCUAAUUUGAACCGUCGCGCGCGCCCGACGCGGGGCCACCGACAAUCCCUUCUCCGCCUCGACGUGACACGAGGCUCCUCGUGCAUGCCGCGUGCAACACACGCGCCGAUCCCCCGCACGAUAUUAACCGCACGCGUGCCUGCCAUCCAGCGCACAACCGACCGAAGAAGAAGCGUCGUUGCCAUCGGUAGAGAAUCGCUGUCCAAGUUGUCGUACCCGUUGCGUUGCACCACGAUCGUCGUCGUCGUUGGUCGCUCCUCCUCGCGGAUCCCACGACCACGACGCUCACCGUUGCUCACUCCGUUCACACGUCUCUGCGUCGGGAAUUCGUUCGCUCGCGAAGACGUUGCAGUUCGUUCCCGUUUCAACGUUACUCGUUACUCGUUACACUCGGUCGGACUCGUUCCCGUGCGCGAUCCCGAUCGUGAUCGUGAUCGUAAUCGUGGUCGUGAUCGUGGUCGCGAUCGCUCUGCCGUCGACGACGUCGUUAGUGCCGCGGCCACCGUGAAACAUCGACGCGAGUUUGGACGUAGGGAGGAGGAGGAGGAGGUGGUGGCGAAGGAAUCGUGCGGUAAAACUGAGCAGUGAAGUGCGUCGCGCGAGGGCUAGACAUCGACGGUCCGACACUACCAAUCGCGCGAGAGCCUCGUGAGUAUAUUUAAAUAGUGUGUCUCUGUGGCUGGUCAGAGGAAGCCGACAGUUUCUUGGUCUUCUUCGUCGUCGUCGUCGUCGUCGUCGUCGUCGUCGUCGUUUCAUCGUCGUCGUCGUCGUCGUCGUCUUCUUCUUCUUCUUCUUCUUCUUCUUCUUCUUCUUCCUCUUCUUCUUCUUCUUCUCCUUCUCUAAUUCUUCUUAUUCUACCGCUCCUUCCUACGUCGUGUGUCAUCAUCCUUGGCUUUUCCUCGUUCGGAGUGCAACGUGAUACGACGAGAGACUGUGAGCCACGACAGCUCGGCGGUGGCGCGAAAUUCCUUAUCAACUUUCGACGAUUUAUUUCGAGAUACGGAAACAGCGUCGUCGAUUCGUCGGCCGGGACAGUGCUUCCCCCCUAAGAAGACGAAACUCGAGCAUCGUACGAACAAUAUUCCGGAUCAGGUUGGAUUGGAUCGGUUCGACGACGACGUAGACCGUAGAGAACCUAGACCUCCAUCGUGUUCGAGGAUACGCGAAUUUGCAAAUAGGUUUGAAAUCCAAGAAAGAGAAACUCGCGGAGGUUAUCUGUCAUUAUUUCGAAUGUAGGAGUACCAUUGUAACGCGUACAGACGAAAGACGAAGGAACUGGAUAUUAAAAAGGGAGCGAAGAGGCCUCUGGCGACGAGUAAUCCGCGAACAGGAUGUUAUUCUCGACCGAUCGACAGGAUGAUCGCGAUGCGGUUUAGAGGGAGCAGAAUCGCGGCAGCCGGCGGUCGUGAUCGUUCGCGAUAAUCGCGAGACAGACGCAGUACGAUUUUGUCGUACCGCGGUGUUUGCUGUCGCAUCCAUCCGGAGGCAUCAAGGAUGAAGAGGACGGUACUGGUACUACGCUGGACGAAGAGCAGACAGCCGAGAAUCUGUCCGAUGGAAGUGUCGAUGUUACGCUGUUGCCGAUGGUACAAUACUUCGUGAACACCUUGAUUUCCAAUUCUUUGACGACAGUCGACGAAGGUAGUAUCGAGAAGGAAAGGAGAUUGGAGUGGAACGAACGCCAAACGGAUGAGGCUUCGUUGAAGAUUUAUCGCGAGCGAGAGACGGGGGGAGAGAUCGUGCGAUAUCGAUAGAGAGAGAGAGAGGGAGCGGGAUUUUUCGCAGGUGAAAUCACGCAGGGCAGAAGGGAAGAGAGGAAGAGCGCGUUAGAUAAAGAGACAGAGACAAAUAGAGGGAGAGAUAGAGAGAGUGGUGGUGUGUGGUGCGUUCGGGGUGACCGAGGUGUCGACCUCACCCCCGAUCAAACCAGCAAGCAGGUCGGAUGAUGUGGGCGUCUCUGUUUUUGGCCGGGAUCUUAAGCGGCUGGUGGGGCGCACUGGCGCUCGCUGCGGCACCCCCCGCCAAUUGGAACACCCUCGAGGAGACGUCGACGAGGACCACCAGCGAUCAUCCGCCAUCGAUGAGCAUCGCCGCCGUUGAAAAGCCCCUCGAUUACCGUUUACCAAGUUGGAACUUCGUUACGCGAACUAUCGGUAGUAGACGCGAGCACCGAACAGCCGACCAGAGUCUCGCUCAGCCGACGCGAGAUUACAAAUUACCGGUUGACAACGACGACCUUCCCCUUGAAGCGUCGCGGCUUAACCAACGAUCGGAGCAACUUCAACAGCAGCGGCAGGAGAGAAGAGGAUCUGCCUCCAACUUGCAACUUGUCGCCGAGAAUGACAAACAACGGGUCGCCGAGUCAAAUUCGUGGACGUACCAGCAGUACGGUGACGAGGGUACAUCGUCGCCGUUCGAACAACCGUCCAAUAGUUAUCGAACCGUCGCUUCGUCGACGUUCCCGGUGGGGAAUCCUGGCUCGCAGGAUGCCUCGAACAGGUACACGGAGGAGUUUGACGACUCGAUACGCGACGUGUUCGUAUCGACGUCGAAGCGGAUCGGUGGUGGCUAUCGUCGUCGUAGACUCGAGGACAAACCGGCGAACGUUCGUCAUCCAAAGAUGGAGGAGACAGGAUUGACCCGGCCACCGCGUCACUCGUCGACGCAAACGCCGAUUCUCUACUCGUUCGGGACCACCCAGUCGUCGAUGGAGAGGCCGCGCGUCGUCCGAUCGACGAAGCAACGACCAAAGAAUCGCACGAAAGCCGACUCGCCGAGGGAGCAGCGACGAAGAUGCCGGAACAAGGGUUGCCGCGGACAGAAUUGGUGUCCGGACGUGGACGUCGGUAACAGGGCGUAUCUGGCGCCAACGGUGUUCGAGGGGAAGGCCAGGAGCAUGUCGUCCGUGAGGAAACCGGGCUCGAACUACGCGGUGACGUUCGAGGUGAAGCAAGUAUACAAGAGCCAGCCUGGUUUCCAACCGUUGCAGAAGAACGACAGCGUUCGGCUGCACUUUCGCGACAAGUUGGCACCGGGCAAGUCCACCGUUUGCGGCUACGACACCGAUGCAACAGGGAAGCAACAGCAACAACAACAACAACAACAACAACAGCAGCAGCAGCACCAGCAACAACGCGAUAAUCAGAGUGGUGUGGUGCGAGCCAAUAUUAAGAGGGGUAAAGUGUAUCUAGUGUUUGUGAAUCGCGUGGGACCCAGAAACUUCACGAUCCUCGGUGAGCCGGUGAUACGAAGCAAGAAGAACGAACAGGCGGUGCAGGCUGUCACUCGACCGGAUUACGUGAGAGAGGUUACGUUGUCGGAGCUCAGGGACUCGAUAGCGAGGUUACGAGAGAGAGUGAAGCUAGUAUGCCGAACGAGGGGCUCUCCGCCGCCAAGGGUGCACUGGCUGAAAGACGGUAUACCUCUGCACCCUCGCAGAGGCCUCAGGAUUCAACACAAACGGCGGAGAUCGAAAGUGGUGAUAUCGUCCGCGAAACCGGAGGACAGCGGCAGAUACGAGUGCGUUGCGGAGAGUACUUCCGGUCAUCGGGCCUCACUCGCGGCCCAGCUUCUAGUCGCUCACGAUACGAGAAUUCCGGAAACCACGACGGCGGCCUGGCCGAGGCAGGAGCAGCCGUGCCCGAUAGCCGGAGACUUUUGCAUGAACGGCGGUACCUGCCUGUUUUUCGAGACCGUCGGUGAACCAGCAUGCAGAUGCGCGGAAGGCUUCACGGGUCUACGGUGCGAGACGAAGGACGUCAUCAGCACCGGAAAUAUGGAUAAGUUCUCUUCGUUCGCCGAGGACGUGACGCUCGCCCGCUUCUAGCGCAUCUAGCGGCACUGUCAAGCUUGCACAUCGGGACAUUCAUCGUGUUUUGUUUUGUUGUAGCCUCACCUAUAUUCCUCCCCAACACCCGUUCAGGUUCCUACAUACGCGUCCUCGACUUCUCCACUCUCCUCGGGCUCUCCGCGUUCCCGCGCGAUAUUCCCAUUCCCACGCGAACCGACCAAACGUCCCGAGCUUUCGCCACCUUCUUCUCGCCUCGUCCGCCUCGUCCGCCGGCUCGGGACGCCAACGUUUUCCAUUUUACCGCUUCGUUUCCUACAUCUUCCCACGUCACCCUCUCCUGUUCGUCGUUGCCUCGUUUCGCGUCUGCAACGAGUACCUGGCUACGCCGUCGAUUCUCAGAGGAGAGCCUCGGGAGAUGAAGCAACUCGCCGACCAACGUCAUCCACGCGCAUCCCGCAUCCUGGAUCGUCGAUAACUCGGCACCGUCGUCGACUAGUCUGCUCGAAUUCACCGCGGGGAGCACACUUCUCGGAAGGUUGAGCCUUUCAGGAAGUCCUUCUGACACGCGAAGCUACGUCCUCCCGACAGCGUCGGCUGCGUCCACGUUUACUCCUUGAUCGUACUGAACGGGAGUAUCGUCAAGUGGUUCGACAUCGUCCAAGUGCAAACACGAAGAACGGAGGAACUCGAGGAGCAAGAGUCAUCGUCCAAUGGAAACACCGUGUUCACAGCGGAGGGAACCGAGUAUCGCAGCUGAAUUCGACGUUCGAAAACAACGGGAAAAAUAUCCAGCCUGUCUCUCUCUCUUCUUCUGUCGCUCUGUUCCCUCUCUUUGCCGUGCUUUCUCCUUUUUUUUUUUUUAUUUUCUUUUUUUCCACCCCAAUUGCAAACGCGAGAAAACACGAUGAACGUUGCUCGCAACUAACGGCGCCGGCAAAACUAUCGCUGCCAAAUCAAAUUUAAGUCCCACGUGUGUGAACCGCAUUUAACGGAGAUAUGUUUUCUUUUUUUUCUUUUUCCUCUUUUUUUCUUUCACCUGGCAGUUGGCUGUCCGCGUGUUUCACACGGCUUUAAUUUCCUCCCGCGGGAUCGGCAUCCCGCUCGUCCAUCAUUUACCGCGUAUCGAAAAUUAAAAACGUAGCUUCGCCACGCUCGACAUCUCGCGUACACGUCGUGUACGUACGUGCAUCGAUUUUUUGUUUUCUCCUAUCGCGCGUCAUCAUCGAGAAAGCACCGUGUCUUUCGACGUUCUCGCACCACGGAAUCUGUUGUAAUCUCUGUUGAAAGCGACUCGCAAAACCGUUUGUCGCUCGACGGAUUUUCACGCGGUGAGCGAAGAGAGAGAGAGAAAAAGAAAGAAAGAAAGAAAGAAAGAAAGAAAGCACAGGCCGCGAGGAUGGAAGAAGCGAGAGAGACGGAGUCGUAAACUUUAUCCGCAAGCACGUGCGGAUCGUUAGAACGCCACGUGGACCCGACGAUUUCGUUUUACGGGAUUACAGGAAGAAAGGACACGACGCGAACGAUCCAAGGAUCCUGUAAUAGGAUUUCCGGGAUCAGCGUACAGUCUUCCUGCCGCGGUGGCCAAUGUCUUCGAAGCGGGCAAACGUAAUUGCGCGGAUCGACGUGGAGUUUCAACGAUUCCCUACAACUCGCACACCUUAUAUUAUAUCUCGUCGAGUUCGUUCGAUACCGAUUCAUCCGAGACGUUCUAUCAAACGUAACGCGCGUGUGGUAUGUACACGUGCCUCUCGUUCGUUCGCGGAAUUCAAGCGAAACUGUCAAGAAACAAGUUUGUGAUUGAUUUAGUCGACGGAGGAGCAACUGCCUCGAGGAACCUGCCAGGCGUUCCGAAUCUACAGCAAUGUUAUCAUUGGGGGGGGGGGAAAAAAAAAAGAUACCGUUUCUCGGUUUUCGAGCGAGACAGUUCGAGCGAAACGUGUGCUCAGACGCGUCCAGGAGAGCCUUGUACAAAGUAUUCCUUGUAUCCCUUUUGAACAACGCGCGCGCGCGCGCGUGUGUGAGAGUGUGUAUGUAUGAUACGUAUGUGUGCGUGCGCGCAUGGGUGCGUCGAACGAUCGAAAGAAAGAAAGAAAAAAAAAAAGAGAAAAAGAAAAAAGAAACGACGAACGGCGAUCGAUUCGUCUACUCUUUCAGGGAUAGAGCAAAAAUCGUGGAACACGGUGGAAAUUGGUCGGCAAGGGUGAUUCUGCGGCUGUACGUUCCGUCUGCGACAAGGGUGGUUGCGUUAUUACGCCGAGACCGAAGAAAUCAGGCAGCACUUUAAUUAACGGAGCUCGCGGCCCAAGCAUCGCCGGCAAGAAUUGUUACGCCCCGACGGCGAGCGAGUAAUUGCAUUUUCGCUGCACCGUCGUCGUCGUCGUCGUCGAAUCGUAAUAUCGGGGUUCGAUUGGCCUCGCCGAAACGAUCGUACGAGGAAAAAUAGGAAACGGCGCCAGGAGCGUGGAAGUAACGGCGAAGAAAACAAGGCACGCUGAUAAUCAAGGCGCGAAUAGACGACGAUAACGACCCGGGCGGUGUUACUCGUUAAGAAGAGAAGCUAAACGACCGAGAUGUGUUAUUCGAGCGAGCAUUUUUUCCGCAUGCAGAUAUCUCCUACGACGCUUGUGUGUGUGUAUCCGCGUUUCCAUCGAUCGGGCAACACGCGAGCGCGCGCGCGCGCGCUCACUUUUUACAUUUUAGAGCUAUAAAGAAAUUACAUAUAGAUAGUUGUCGAACGAACGAGCGAAACAGUUGUUGUGCUCCAGCGUUCCUUCCUGCGAGAGAAGAGGAAAUACUUUGCCAUUCUAGCGAUAUACCAGAGACUUUGAGAAGGGAAGAAGGUGGCAGCGUAUGAUGUCCGUGCAAGCUUACUAGUGCCGCCGUGCUUUUUCGUUACAAAUUCAUUUCGUCGCUCGUACCUAUCGAACGAUUUGUAUGAAAGUCAUCGUAAAGUCAACGAUGGCGCGUCGUUCCGUCUAGUGGCCGUCACCUAUAAACCUCUGUUCGACUUUAAUCCUUGAACGCGUGACAAUUACUCACGUAUUACGCCUCGUGCGAAAUGAUCCUCGAUUUCUUUUUACGCCCGAUCAUUACCGAACAACAAGGAGGAAAGACAUGUAUAAACGCGUCGACACCGGAACGGAACGACGAGCCGAAUCAUAGCGAACAAAAGAGGAAUGUAUUUUAUGAUAUUUUACGCAUAAAAGAAAACGAUCGUAAAUCGAAUAUAGCGAGUUAGUCCAAGGUAAAAACUUAAGUAGAGGUGUAUAAAACGAGAAACUCAAAAAGCGUGCGUAACACGUUGCACAGUAUUUACGAGGGGCUGAGAGGUGAACGCGUCGAUUUUGUCGAGCGAGUGAGAAAAAUGAAUAAAACAGGGCCGUGGAACGGUUGAUUGCGCGCAAACGAUCGUACCAGCGACGAUGAUAGUUAAUUACCGAUAGACGACCGUCGAUCAUUAUCGUUAACGUCAGUCCCGUAACGAGAUGAUCCUAUUCCAGGAUAUGCGUUUCGCAUCGCAACGGAAAUCCGACCCGCUUCCGGGGACGUGUUUCGCGGUUUCUUUUCUACGGAAGUCAAUGGGAACAUCGGCGAGACCGAUCCGCGCCAACUGCCCUGUCACCAGAUAAAACACUAAGCGCUACUGUAAAAUAUUGUAUAUUAUUUCACGUUAUUUAUUUUUCAAUGUUUUUACUAGGAGACGCGUUUUUACGAUACUCACAAAAAAGAGAAUUAUCGCGUAACGUUAUAGAAACAUGUCUCGUUCUGAUCCGCGGUGCUGUGCUUACAUAUAUAUACACGAUACGUACACUACGAUAAACUUGUGACGACCAAAAAAAAAAAAAGAAAAAAAAACGCAGCCUGUCAAUUUUCCGGACCCUCCUAGCAGUUAACGAUCGUUCAAGAAAGCGAUAGAGAAAUGAGAAACCAAACUCCAAGACACAUCGACGAAGCAACGGUUUUCUGAAUCACAGUCACGGCGGAUCAGCCGGAUUAGAAUGUUUAUAAACUUCAACGUAUUUCCAGCAGCUUUUGCAGUGUGUAAAACUAACCAGAGAAACCGAAGCAAAUCUAGUCUAGGCGAGAUUUAAAAGCGUACAGCUUGCGCGUUUAAGGAUUAUUACGAACGUGCCGUCCGCCCUCGAAAUGAUCGGACGUGAUCGUGAGCGUGAAACACGCGAACGCACGCGGAUGAAGGAAGCAAGCUUGCCUUGUUCUCGAAAGUUAAGUAAUGUUAGUUUUGAAAAGAAACAAAAAGAAAAAAAAAAAGGAGAAAAAGAAGAGAAGAGGGCCGAUCGAACGAUUCGUUCUGUACGAUGCGUGACAGGGGACGAUUAUGUUUCCGAGCUGGUCUAAUAGCAAAUCAAGUGCACUAUGAAUCGUAUGGCUAACUCUAGCAGCACGAAGUCUAACGAGUUAAUAGUGAAAUUGUCGUAAGGGAGAAACGAACGCUGCAGGUAUAAACGAAGCAUAAGCCGCUGUUGAUGUUUCCUAACUUGGUCUUCGAUUUCUAUCGAAGCGAUCGGGUACAAUAGGUACCGAACGAAAGGAUAUUACGACCAAAUACCAUUUAUUCGACAUCGUAAAAUGAAAAG
This is a messenger RNA of Frieseomelitta varia, 9891 nucleotides long. RefSeq lists its product as uncharacterized. Gene Ontology annotation, cellular component: plasma membrane; axon. The record is from RefSeq and is a predicted model, not a curated record. NCBI's taxonomy places the organism in Eukaryota, Metazoa, Arthropoda, Insecta, Hymenoptera, Apidae. Gene Ontology annotation, molecular function: cell-cell adhesion mediator activity. Bases 3449 to 5332 code for a protein of 627 amino acids. Gene Ontology annotation, biological process: dendrite self-avoidance; axon guidance; homophilic cell-cell adhesion. The transcript is spliced from 9 exons.